Closterium sp. Yama58-4 is the source of this 5571-nucleotide messenger RNA. NCBI's taxonomy places the organism in Eukaryota, Viridiplantae, Streptophyta, Zygnematophyceae, Desmidiales, Closteriaceae. The record is from the annotation of a GenBank genome assembly.
AUGGCGGACGACUCUACUCCCAUUGAACUCGGAGCUAUCGAUAAGCUCGAACUCCUCCAUGACACUACGGCCGUGAACUGGGCGUCGUUUGAGGACACACUUCACACCCACCUUGGCUCUGUCAUUGUUCAAGACUACUGUCUUCUUGAUGUAGUUCUUGAGCACCCUAACGGCCUUCCACCCGUCCCCCCUCCUCCUCUUGAGCCUCCUCCUCCUGAUGCCCCUCCUCCCCCAGAGCCUCUGUCUGAUCCCCCUCGUGCCCCAGUUCAUGAUGACAACCCAGAUCGAUGGGCGGCCAACUUGAACAACUACAACAAGCUUCGCGAUGCCUACACCAUCCAGCGUGAGGCGCACCGUGCUGCUGAGAAGGCUCACGCUGAUGCUACUGCGCGUAUCCUCUCCUACGCACAGGAUGAAAAAGACUAUGCUGAUGAACUUCGCAAGUUCAACAAGGAUACUGCAGCAUGGCGAAUUGCGGAUCGCCGCGCUCUAGCCAUUAUCUUCUCCUGCAUCCCUUCCCAUCUCAAACGUGACCUCCGCCCCACCUCCUCCUCUGGCCUCUGGAAAACCCUGUCCACUCAGUACGACCGACAGGACCUUCGCUCUCUCCUUGCUCUCUUUCGCAAAUUUCAAGACACCACUCUUGACUCAUCCCCCACUGCUGCUGCCUUCACUCGGCGCCUCAUCGACACUGCGCAACGUCUCAACGACCGCGGCAUUGUCAUUCAUGAAUCACUUCUCACUGCACGCAUCCUCGACUGCCUUCCACCCACAUACGAUACCUACCGCAUCACCUUUACCUCUAGGUACCGCCAUCCUCCUCCUGUGGCCGACACAAUCGACUGGCUCCUUGACAGCGAAGCGGACAUCCAACGUGACUCCACCACCAUCAAUGCUAUCCAGGCUCGCAAAACUCCCGCAGGCAACCACAGCAGCGGCGGAGGUAGCGGCUCAAGCGGUACUGGCGGUGGCGGUGGUGGACGAGGUGGUGGGCGAGGCGGUGGACGCGGUGGUGGUCGUGGUGGCGGCCGUGGUGGGCGUGGCAAAAACCCCUCUCCCUCGGGUACCCUUCCCCCGUGUCAGUACAUCAUUCGCUAUGGCUCCAACAAAGGUCAGCCUUGCGCUCAAACCACUCACACCACUGACACGUGCUUCAAAGCCCUCACUGAUGAGUGGUUUGCACGUGGCAAUGUCGGCACCCCACCUCGAUGGAACACCAUCUUCCCGCGCCCCUCUCUCCAUGACAUACGCACUCUCCCCGCCUAUCAACCCUCCACCCCUAAUCUUCACAAUGUCCUCACUGAGCAUCUCCCACCUCAUAUCCUCCAGCAAGUUCAACAUCUUCUCCCUUCAUCUCCUCCCACUCCCACCCCUCCCACCCCUCCCAUUCCCCCUUCACCCACACCUCCUCCUCAAGCCCCUCCCCCCCACUAUCCUCCGCCCUAUACCGGCUGGCCAUACCCUCCUUAUCCACCUCCUCAAUACGGCCCUGUGCUUCCUCCACCUGCUACCACUCCUACUGACCAGCCCUCCUCCUCCUCCAAUCCUCCUGGCUUCACUCCGUUCCCUUCUGCUGGAUUCAUAGGACAUGUUAGCACUGCUUCUCCUGCUCCUUCAAUGUAUGCCCAUGCUAUUAAUGAGACAUCCUUCCAGUAUUCCGCUUCUUCCUCCUCCUCUACACUCCUUGAGUUCAUUCUUGACAGCGGCGCUACACACACUGUCCUUCGGGACGCAGGCACACUAGUCCCCCUCCCCACUCCCUCCACCAUUUACGGAGCCGACUUCAGCUUCACCAUCACAAGUCGACACACCUCCACUCUCCCCUGCCCCAUCUUCCCCUCAGGCACAGUCACAGGUCUACACGUCCCCUCCCUACGCAACAAUCUGGUAGCACUUCGUGACCUCCCAAGGUUAGGUGUCACCGCCAUCUUCCCCGGACAUGCACUUCACUGCGACCUCUUUCACACCAUCACUGGUCGCUUCAUCUGUCGUAUUCCCCUCUGCCCACACACAAACCUGUACACAUACCGCACCCCUCGCCCCUCCAUCCACCAACUCACCACUCCCACCUUACUUCCCCCUACCUCCCUUCCCCCCUCCCCUCUCCCCCCCCUCCUCCCCUCCCCUUCUUCCCCCCUUCCCUCCCCUCCCUCCCCCCCUCCUCUUGCCUCCCCUCCCCCUCCCUCCUCCCCCUCCCCUCCCUCCUCCCCCUCCCCUCCCUCCUCCCCCUCCUGUCACUGUCGUGACCUUACCCAUCCCGCCGUCCUCCUUCACCAUCGCUUGGGUCAUCCCAACUUUGCCACCCUUCGUCAAUCUGUCUCCUCUCAACUUCUUGAAGGACUUCCCCUCACCCUCCCCCCUCUCCCCCCGUCGCCCUCCCCUCCCUGCUCAGUUUGCGUUGAAAGCAAACUAAAGCAAGCCCCCCACAAGAGUCAUCCCUCCUUCUCUCCCCAACCCAUUGAUCUCGUCCACAUGGACCUCUGGGGCCCCAAUCCCACCCCCACCAGGCAAGGUCAUCGCUACCUGCUCAUACUGGUAGAUGACCACAGUCGGUACUCCACUGUCUCUCUCCUUCGCAAGAAGGCGGAGGCCCCGGCUGCCAUUAUUGCCUGGGCUGAACAAGCACGCACCCAUUUCAAACGCCCUGUCUCUCGCUUCCAUUCCGAUGGCGGCGGUGAGUUCCUUAACCGGAUGCUUUCCUCCUACUGCUCCACCCAUGGCAUUAUCCACACCUACACCCUUCCUCAUUCCCCUCAGCAAAAUGGUGUGGCGGAGAGCAGGGUUCGGGAGGUCACCAAGACCGCUCGAUGCCUCAUGGUCCAUGCCUCCUGCCCGCCUUCUCUGUGGGGUUAUGCUAUCCUCCACGCCGCCAUCCUCACUAAUCUCUACCCCCAUCCCUCACGGCCCACCACUACUCCCACCGAACUCUGGACCUCCACUAAACCCGACAUCUCCCCCCUGCGCGUGUGGGGCUCCAAGGCGUAUGUUCUCAUACACCCUGAGGACCGUUCACGUGCAGCUGGGAAACUUGCCUCCCGCACCCUCCCUUGCAUCUUCAUUGGUCAUAACCCCACCUCCCCGGACUACCUCUUCCUCCACCCCCCCUCAGGUCGUCUCAUUCGUAGUCGGGAUGUGGUUUUUGAUGAAGCCAAUCCGUACUACACCUCCCCCUCCGCCCCUAACCCCCUCCCCCUCACCAUACGUCCUCUCCUCUGGACUGACACUGUCAUCACCCCUCCCCUUCAACCUCCCCCCACCCUGGUCAUACCCGCACCCCCACCCCCUCCCCCUUCUCUCCCAACCUCCUCAGGGGACAUCCUUGACCCGGCUGCCCCACCCUCCCCUUCCGCUGUAACUCCCUCUCCCCCCACUGACCCUCCCCCUCUCCCCGCUGACCCCCCCCCUCCCUCCCCACCCCCUCCCCCUCCCUCUCCAUCCCCUCCCCACCCCCUCCCCUCUCCCCCACCCCCUCCCCUCUCCCAACCUCCACCCUCCCCAUCUCCUCCUCCCCCCCCUUCCCCUCCACCAUCUCGGCCCUUACUUUCGUCCCCUCCUCUGCUCCUUCGUCACUACCCUCACACCCGCUCCACAGUCCCCAUCCUUGGUCCCCCACGGUCCAAUCACCUCUCCCUCCAGUCUCUCACAUCCAUUCCACUCCUCCACCACUCUAGCACUUCCCCACUCCCCCGCACCAGCCCCUCAGGUUCUCACACCAGCCGCGCUCCCGUCUCCCUGCCCCUCACGGCAACUCAGCGCAGCAGAGCAGCAUUGCAGCUGUCUCCUCGCCCCGACCCUCGGCGCAGCAGAGCAGCAGUGCAGCCGUGUUCCCGCUCCAGCCUGACCCUCCAGCGCAGCUGUCUUGCAUCUUCACCGCCUCCUCUUCCUCCUCCUCUCUCUCCGGACCUCUAUGAAGACUCUCAUGAUGAACUCCUUUUCCUCCACCUCCUCUCACCCACCAUCGCCCCUGUCGUCCGCACCAUGGCUGGUACUACGGUCCUUCUUUUCUCCAACACCCCCACCAUCUACGAACCCACCACCUACGAGCAAGCAAUUGCAUGUCUUGACGCACCUCUCUGGAUCGAGGCCAUGGUCAAGGAAUGCAACGCCUUCAUCCACAACCGCUCUUUCCUCGACGUCCCUCGCCCCUCCAAGCACAACGUGGUCAAAGGCAGGUGGCUCUUCCGAGUAAAACUACUCCCUGGUGAAGCUCCUGUCUACAAGGCUCGGUAUGUGGCGAAAGGCUUUACACAGACUUAUGGCUCGGACUUCUUCGAGACCUACUCACCUACCGCCACUCCGCCGGUCAUUCGCGUGUUUCUGGACUUCGUUGGCAGACGCGGGAUGCUCCUCCACUCCAUGGAUGUCACCACGGCCUUCUUACAAGGCGACCUCCACGAACUCAUCUUCUUGGAACGUCCCAAGGGCUUCCACGCUCCUCACGACCCUGCCACCGUCUGGAAACUACUACGCCCUGUUUACGGGCUCAAACAAGCACCUCGAGAAUGGCACGCCAAACUCUCAUCCACCCUUCGCGCACUUGGCUUUCGCCCCUCCCGUGCUGCCUCUUGCCUCUUCCUUCGCUUAACUCCGUCACCCUUCUUCAUCCUCGUCUACGUCGACGACAUGCUGCUAGCAGCUGAGACAGCUGCUGAACUUCAGGAGGUCAAGGAUGAGCUGCAGCAACGUCUCGCCUGCAAAGAUCUGGGGGAAGUCCGCAACUACCUUGGCAUGGAGAUCACCCGCGACCUCACUGCCAAGACUAUCACCCUCUCUCAGUCAUUCUACAUCGGGAAGGUGCUCGAGAGAUUCGGCAUGUCCAAAUCCAAACCCAUCCCCACACCACUUGCAUUCGGGCAUCGGCUGUCCCCUCCAGCCACUCCUGUCACCUCCCCUCAUCCCUAUGCAGAACUCGUUGGGGCCCUGAUGUACGCCAUGGUCUGCACUCGUCCCGACCUUGCAUACCCCGUCAGUGUCCUGGCGCGGUUUGUUGGCACUGGCAGGCAUGGUGAGGAGCACUGGAAGGCGGCCAUGCGUGUUCUGCGCUACCUCCAAGGCACAAAGGACUAUGGCCUCACGCUUGGUGGUGUGGACCCACCUGUUCUUCAAGGCUUCAGUGACUCAUCUUGGGCGGAUGCACAGCCGGACCAUCGCAGUUCUCAAGGAUAUGGCUUCUCCCUUGGGAGCGGCCUCAUCAGCUGGCGCUCCACUCGCUCCUCCUCCGUCGCCCUCUCCUCCUGCGAAGCCGAGCUGUACGCAGUCACCAUGGCGGCUCAAGAGGCACGCUGGCUUAGCUAUCUUCUCACCGACCUUGGCUCACCACAGCCCUGCCCCACCCUGUGGUGUGACAACGAUAGUACCAUCCACCUCACCAAGGAGGCCGUCUUUCAUGGUCGCUCCAAACACAUCGAACUCCGCUACUACUUUGUCCGCGAUCUUGUGCAAGAUGGUCACAUCACUGUUCGUAAAAUCGACUCGUCCGCCAACCUCGCUGACCUCUUCACCAAGGCUCUCCAUCGCUCUAACCACUCUGCGCUCCUGCGCCUUCAGGGACUUGCUCCCCGCGGUGGCUGA